Centropristis striata (black sea bass) is the source of this 5290-nucleotide messenger RNA. It is a transcript of the gene slc36a1, whose product is annotated as solute carrier family 36 member 1. Gene Ontology annotation, cellular component: vacuolar membrane. Bases 255 to 1685 code for a protein of 476 amino acids. Gene Ontology annotation, biological process: glycine transport; proton transmembrane transport; proline transmembrane transport. The transcript has 12 exons. Lineage: Eukaryota; Metazoa; Chordata; Actinopteri; Perciformes; Serranidae. Gene Ontology annotation, molecular function: amino acid:proton symporter activity; L-proline transmembrane transporter activity; L-alanine transmembrane transporter activity. The record is from RefSeq and is a predicted model, not a curated record.
UCCUGUUUUGCCUUCAAUCGGUGCAGUUGUUGCCGCGCUGUAAUCACCCAGACAUGGCUAUGAUAGGAAAAUAAGAGGUCUGCGGUGAGGUUAGCCUCUGGUUUACACCAUCCCUGAGACCCAGACAGGAGACAGGACACAAGGUUUCCCCGAGUGUGUAGCUGUCGAUGCUGGACUCCCUGAUCCCCCGGCAUUAGGAUCCGCGAGGCUGGGAGAGACGACACCCAGCCGUCCACCAAAUCACCUGACCCAACAUGAUGGCCAGUGAUGUAGACCGGAGUGAAGGUUCUUUGUUCUCUGACCACCCAUCCGAAAUGGACGCUCUUUGUCCCUCUCCUCCUGGACCUGCCAGAUCCCAACGUCACUAUGAGAGACAUGGAGGACGGGCGGGAACAUCUUUCUGUCAGACUCUUAUCCACCUGUUGAAAGGGAACAUCGGUACAGGGCUGUUGGGUCUGCCUCUGGCUGUCAAGAAUGCAGGCCUGGUGCUUGGACCCAUCAGCCUGCUGUGUAUGGGUAUUGUAGCGGUCCACUGUAUGAGGGUGCUGGUUAAAUGUUCCCACCACCUCAGUGCACAGAUGAACCUGCCGUCUCUGAGCUACGGCGAGGCGGUGCAGUACGGGAUGGAAAACGUCUCAUGGCUGAGGAGACACUCGCAGUGGGGAAAACAGGUUGUGAACCUGUUUCUAAUCCUAACCCAGCUUGGCUUCUGCUGCGUCUACUUUGUCUUCCUCAGUGACAACAUCAAGCAGGUGGUGGAAGCAGCCAACGCCACCACCUUCAGCUGCCAAAUGAACUCAACCAACCAGACCCAGGUCUUGGUGCCGAGCUUCGACUCCCGUCUCUACAUGCUCUGCUUCCUACCUGCCGUCAUCCUGCUGGUCUUCACCCCCGACCUGAAGUACCUGGCUCCCCUCUCUCUGGUGGCAAACCUGGUCAUGACUGCCAGCUUGGUCCUCAUCUACUUCUACUCGCUCACGCACAUCACGUACCCCAUCGACCUACCAAAAGUGGGCAGACUUAUAGACUACCCUCUCUUCUUUGGGACGGCCAUCUUUGCCUUCGAAGGGAUCGGAGUGGUUCUUCCCCUGGAGAACAAGAUGCAGAGGCCUCAGACUUUCAUCCCGGUUCUGUAUUCAGGGAUGGGCAUCGUCACCUUCCUUUACAUAAGCCUUGGUACCAUAGGAUAUAUGUGCUUUGGAGAGCACAUAGGAGGGAGCAUCACUCUCAACCUGCCAAACUGCUGGACGUACCAGGCGGUGAAGCUGCUCUACUGUUUUGGUAUUUUCAUCACGUUCGCCCUGCAGUUCUACGUUCCAGCAGAGAUUCUCAUUCCACCAGUUGUGGCUCGUGUGUCAGAGAGGUGGGAGAAGCCUGUCGACCUGCUGCUUCGUGCCAUCUUGGUCGUCUUCACAUGUGCUCUCGCCAUCCUGAUACCGGAGCUGGACCUCGUCAUCUCGUUGGUCGGCUCGGUCAGCAGCAGUUUCCUGGCGCUGAUCUUUCCUCCCAUCCUCGAGAUUAUGACUUUUCACACAGAGGGCCUGUCCCCGCUGGUGACCAUCAAGAACAUCAUCAUCAGCGUGAUCGGGCUGGUAGGGUUCCUAACGGGAACGUACGUUGCCAUCGCGCAGAUUGUCGCACGUAAUGCGCUCAAAGAGACAUUAUCUUCCUACCAGGUCCAGUGAUGACGUGAAGUGACUGUUGGUGGGUGGACGUCAACACACCCACGCCAUUUAGAAAACCAUUUUAGGGCACAUUUUUAUUAUUUUAUUAUCUUCUAUUUGCUGCUGUUGGAUACGGCGGUCUUCUUAGCAUUAAUCUGUCACGUUUAAACGGUAUAAAGCUGUAAGGAUCUGUGGUGCUUGAUGUUGUUUCAUUAUGUCACUGCUGUACUACAGUGUACUGUAAUAACUGCUAGUUACUCACAUGUCAUCAAGUCCAGGAAGUUAGUGCAAUCUAAUAAUAACAUAAUCGUGAUAAUCUUCAAUAAUUCCUUUAGGUAGCUUUAAAAGAUUUAAGAGAUUAGAUGGUUUAGAGGUAAUUUCUCAUGUUGACACCUGAAUAUAUUGAUGUUUAAUCAAACUACCUCACAAAAUGGUAUCAGUUAUUAAGGGUGCUCUGAUACAGAUUUUUUGGGACUGAUGACCGAUCAAUGGAAGCAUUUGAAGCCUUCGAUCUAUCAUGAAGCAUUUUUAAUUUAUUGGUAAUAUUAUUGGCCAAAUGGAAAUCUGCCUCCAUCCUCCACCAUCCAAUAAUGGUGUGCAAGAGAUAAUCAGAAAAAUAAAAUGAAUAAUAAGAAAAAUAUCCAGAAAAAUAAAAUGAAAUAUAUCCCAUCAUUUGUCCACUAUUUAACAAAUAAGCUGAAAUAUAACUUGAUGCAAUUUUGAUUUUUUUAAGAUAACUCUUUUUUAAAUGGGGCGGGGCAUGUAGUAGAAAAACUUCAAUUUUAUUAUAAUUUAAUUUAUUGUGCAAUAUGAUGCUGUGCUGAAAUAUGGUCAAUUCUUUGUCCUUUUGGACGCUCAAAGCACCCAUAUCAUAACAGACGUGAAUCAAAAGCUAAGCAAAUUAUUAUGCACAAUGACAUUAUUUGACCAUUCCAAGAUAUUUAUUCCUUCAUUGGACACUUUGCACAUUUAUUUUUCAGACACCUGGUAGAACUGCCAGACUUAUGAAGCCUUUUUAGUGGCACACAGAGAAAUUAUCUUCUGUGUUUUCGUCAUCUGAGCGGCCUAAAAAGAAAACGAUAAUAAAAACUAUUUAGAACAAUUAAAUGAUCAAACGAUCGAUCAGAGCACCCUUACAAAUCUGUUUUUUCAAACUCUUUUAAAAACGUCCAGAUUAGACGCUGUUCCUGAAAUGUAGUGACUUGGUAAUCAAGCCGUUUCUUGUUAGAGCUUUUAGAGUUUAGAGAAAAGAGGAAGAGAAAAUAUCAACUUUUUUUUGUUGCACUUUGAUUUAUGCCUUAUUCAGUGAAAUGGCGCACUACUUUGACAUAGACAACACAUCACAGAAACUUAAAACCAAGUAAUUGUAACUUUGAGUAUUGUUUUUCUUUUUUAGCCAAACAUAGAACAGAAGAAGCAGAGGACCAGUUCAAAAUUAAAUAAAAACCGUGGAUUAUUUAGGAAUUGUGCUUUUCAAUUUUGAGUAUCAAAUCCUGACAGCGAGAUUACGGAAACAAAUUACAUUCAGCAAAAUACAGGACUCUGUAUCUCAUAAUAACUAUGAGCUACAUAUUUUGUAAUCAUGGAAUACUAAAUGAGAUAUUAUUCCCAAUACAUUUUUCUGUGGUUAUUGUGGUGCCCUGAUGUGUUCAUAAAGGGAGCAACAUUGCGGCAUUUUUGUUGUCUCUCGUCAUCAGAAUGCCCCAAAAUCACGUAAAGCUGGAACAUCUGGCUCAAGCAAAAAUAAACAAAUCAAAGGGAAAAUAAAUAACUUGUUCACAACAAGAUGAAUUAUAUACUUUUUUCUUUUCUUUUUUUUUACAGUAUACAUAUUUUGGUUGCUAUUCCUGCACCAACAAGAAACCAGGAUUUGAUGAGUCCCCAGAUUGAUAAGCACAAUUAAUUUUUCAAUAUUAAACAUAAUUUAAUAAAAAAUACAUCAGAUUUAAUAAACUUAGUUGGGCCGUUUAUGCAGGAGCUCUGCUGUGUAAUACCUUUUUUUCUUGUCUUUAAAACUUUUAUUUUCUUGAACUGAUUAUUUUUUUAAAUGUGUUUUUAUGUUUUAAUGUAUUAUACUAAAUUAAUAGGUAUUUCUGAAGAGGUUUCUUUUUUAUUCAGCAGCAUGCAUUGUUAAAUCUUACAGCUAACCUUGAAGAUGUAUUUUUUUUUUUUUGGUUUAAUUCCAGAAAAGCUCUGCAUGUAAUAUAUUGUAAUAUAAAAACACACAUUUUAAUUAAAAGCUGUAGCAGUUAUAUUCAUGAAAUAGUCAGCAUCUGUUUGCUUUAGUGAGCAGACACAGGCCAACAGGUACUGUAAGUUCCUUCUAAAGCUUCUGUACUGUUGUAUGUCUUCAGUGUUUCUGUGGCAGUAUAACGAGGGCUUGUUGUUUUCAAACUCAAAGCUAUGAGCCUUAUGUGUAACAGCUGUUGGUUAAAAUCACAGUUGAAGUCGUUUUUGUGUGUAUAUACCCAUUUGUUGCACAUGUAAAUGGAAACACACAUACGCAAAUUGUAAUAUUAUUUUAAAGCAACAUUACGAUUGUCUUGUUUUUUUAAGGCGCCCCUACAGUGCAACGUGCAAUACACUUCUACAUCGCAUAAAUAUGAGCAGCUGUACAUGUUUAUUUGUUAUGAUUACUUAUGAUCGAAAACUAACAAGUUGACAACUUUGCUGACAGCUACACAUCAAGCAAUUGCAGCAACACAAGACAUAGCAAGCCAGCUAAUAUUACUUACUAGUCCGACAACAAGAAGUGCAGCUCAGCGUCUGUCUGCAACCUUUUGUUAAAUACUCUAGUUAAAUAUACGGUUUAUUACCAUAAAUUCCAGUUAAUUCCUUUAAAUUUCCUGUACAUUUUUUUACCAACUUUGAAAAUUCCCGGAAUUUUGCAACCCUAGUUGCACUGCUUGCAAAAUGUGGACAACUUUGUAAAAGGCCUGCAAGGUUAAACUAAUUCAGAUGAGUCAACGUCACAACUACCAAAACAAAGAUAUGGUAAUAUGACAAGACCUUCCGGCACAUUGGCGGGUUGGGCUGGAGGAUUUGAAAAGUGGGUGAGGACCACUGAGUUAGUGGUUAGCUUUGCUUUAAGCAAGAAGUAAAGCUUUCUGUCCACCAGGAAACUAAAUCACAGAGUCUAUGCAGAGCUGACGGAGGACACCAGAGAGAAAAGCUGGUGGUGUGUUAGUGCCAGAGAUCCAUUUCUCCCGAGAGGUCAUACCCGCAUCGAAAUUAUUUUGAAGCUUCAGUUUUAUUGGUCAAAUAGUUGCGUAAUGUUGCUUUAACUGACUUAAUGAGAUUUCUUUUUCUCAAAUUUCCCACUGGACACUUUAGAGGAUGGUGAUGAUGAUGAUGAUUAUGUGCAGCUACCCAAAGAAAACUAAUCCCACUUUGCUUAUUUUCAUUUUGGGCUGUAACUAAUGGCAAUUUUAACUGUUUGUUAAUCAAUUUGUUAUUUUUCAAUCAAAAACUAUUUGGAAUAAAUUCCCAUGUCAAGUUGUCAGAGCCUGACUCAUUUUAAAAGCUGGAACUUACACACAUUUGAGAUUUGUAUUUGAUGACGUUAAUAAAAGCGCUCUUUCAUUUCCUAAUUUCUAUAUAAAUAAAUAACAUUCAAGGGAUCUGAA